Molecule: messenger RNA, 1356 nt
Organism: Ambispora gerdemannii
Lineage: Eukaryota; Fungi; Glomeromycota; Glomeromycetes; Archaeosporales; Ambisporaceae
Source: the annotation of a GenBank genome assembly
AUGGGCGAGUUACAACAAUCUAACCAAGAACUUCAUGAGGUAGUAGUUAUAGGUAUACGGGAAGAAAGGAUACGAUUUCUUGAAGAAGAGUUAAAUAAUGCUAUCGAACUAUCUACACAAGACAAAAAAGAAUUGUUAGAAGAAAUUUCAAAACUAAAAAGAAUCGUUCAUCAGCUCGAAGAAGAAAAUAAAAAGAAAGACAAGGAAAUCUCAAAUAAGGAUAAGUUAAUAUCAGAAUUCGAUGAACGUGAAACAAAAUUAAAAAAUCGUAUACGGGAAAUAUCAAAAUCUGCAGGUAAUACCCCUAAGACGCAAGAUUAUACAAGAUUAGUAGAUGAAAAUGAACACCUUCUUUGCCAAAAUUUCGCAUUAUCCUUAUUAAGAUAUCGAGAUAGAUUAGAACUUAUAAAUACCAGAGAGGCUUUGCAAAAUGCACAAGCAUGGAAUACUGAAAACGAAUUCAACCCUGAUGAAAAUUCUUUAGAUAUUUAUAAUUUUGAUCAAAAUUUAGAUAUGGAUCUGGUAAACGUAAGAUGGGAUCGCGAUACGUAUAUGCAAGAGCGAGAUCAAGCAGUGCAGGAACGUAAUCAGUUACGGGCUAAUGCUCAGAAUCAAGUAAACAGAAUGAUAGAUAAUAUAGCAAGAAAACAAACCUGUAUUGGCGAAUUGCUACGAGAAAAAUUUGCCUUACAAAUCUUAUAUCGACGAAAUGCCCACCACCUACAGCGAUGCAGAGCCGAUAGAGGUUUGUUAGAAUAUAAUAGAGAUAGAUUGUAUGAACGAUAUGAGAAGUGGAAAAAUAAGACUCAAGCAGAGCGCCAGAAUAUUUUAAAUUUAAAUCAACAAAUUUUGGCGCUUCAUAAUAAUCCACCAAAUCAAAUAAACAUGGCUGAUGCUAGACGUUUACCGGUAUUAAAAUUAAUGGCCCCCGCUCUUGCAAAAUUUCAACCUUAUACAGGCCAAGAACCACCCGAUGAUUACUUGGAUAAAGUUAUUCAAUCAUGGGCAUAUCUUGAAGGGCAUAUGGCAGUUCUUGAAGGUGCAAAUGCGGGAGAUUUUGAUAAUGCAGUCAAGUGUAAUAUUUUAAAAUCUAUGAUGGGUGGAAAAUAUGCACCAGUACCAGCAAAUAAUGGUCUUGUAGUAGGAAAUCCAGCUAUAAAUUCUCCAGAUACAUUACGGGCUUGGAUGAGAGCAAAAUAUCAGCGAGAGACUGUUGGAAAUCAACAAUCGGCUAUUCAAAGAUUGACUCAAGAAAGAUAUCAACCCUAUGAUACUCCUGAUACCUAUGAAGCCAGAAUUCGACCACUAUUAUUAGGAGUAGUAGACAAUGAUGUGCAAGUUUUGGGAGUCAUUUAA